This is a messenger RNA of Arabidopsis lyrata subsp. lyrata, 178 nucleotides long. RefSeq lists its product as uncharacterized. The record is from RefSeq and is a predicted model, not a curated record. Lineage: Eukaryota; Viridiplantae; Streptophyta; Magnoliopsida; Brassicales; Brassicaceae.
AUAUAUAUAUAUGUUCGUACGGUUAAUCGUCUUUCUAAAUCUAACCGACCUCACCCGACGACGGUGAUUUUAGGGUUUUUCGUGUUCAUCAAGGCUCGCACGGAGGUUUUAGGGCUUUUCUUCUCAGCGAUUUGGCUGGUCCUUUGGAUUUGUUGAAAUCUGAAGCUAUGUGGACCAA